GCAACGCGCAACGCAAUAGCCGGCGGCUAGAUGCGUGAUCUUUGCGUGAACCCGUAAAGUGCCCUGACAACUUCUAGUUUUUCUUCCUCACUUCCUCAAGUUCAUAAAACUUAGUAUUUCACGGGCAAGCCGAAGUGCCGACUUCUAUUUGAACAAACUAAAAUGUCUAAGAUGUGUGAAUUGACUCAAAAAGUUUCAAAUGAAGUUGUUUGGUACAUUGGAUGUAUUACUGUAUUUUGGUUUCUGUUUGUAAUUCUAAGAUCAUUGUGGCGUGGAUUGUAUACCUGCAUUGUAGCAGAUUUAGUUGGAGCUACAGUGAACUGGAAGAAACUUGGGAAAUGGGCUGUUGUCACCGGAGCUACUGAUGGCAUUGGAAAGGCAUAUGCUCAUGCUCUUGCUGCAAAACGAUUUGACAUAGUUUUAGUUAGUAGAACACCUGAAAAACUUGAAGCAGUUGCCGAUGAAAUUGAAAAGAAGCAUGGUGUGAAAACAAAAAUUGUUGCUGUAGAUUUCACUGGUGAGCUAAACAUCUAUAACACAAUUCGACAAGAGAUUGAAGACCUAGAUAUUGGGGUUUUAGUUAACAACGUUGGAAUGAGUUAUGCCUAUGCAGAGUAUAUUACUAAAGUUCCAAAUGGGGAAAAGUUUGUUGACAACUUGAUAAAAGCCAACAUAAUUUCAUGCACACGAAUGUCUUUGCUAGUUCUGCCUCAAAUGGAGAAGAAAGGAAAAGGUGUAAUCAUUAAUAUUUCUUCCCUGAGUGCAUUAUCACCAGUUCCUUUGUUAAGUGUCUACAGUGCCUGUAAGGUAUUUGUGAAUUUCUUCUCUAAAGCAACACAGGAAGAAUAUAAGGCAAAAGGAAUUAUUGUUCAGUCUGUCCUUCCAGGAUUUGUUUCAACAAAAAUGUCAAAAAUGCGUCCAAGUUUUACAACUUGUACACCAGAAGCAUUUGUGCGAUGGGCUUUAAAAACCGUAGGAGUCGAAAGUCAAACUUAUGGCUAUCCUGUGCACAAACUACAGGGUCUAAUUCAAGAACUUCUUACCAACUAUUUACCAGAAAAUCUAAACCUUGCCCUGAAUCAUAAGAUGAUGAACAACAUACGCAAACGCUACUAUAAAAAGUUUGGUUUAGUGGAUGAAGAUAAAAUGAAACUUGAAUCAAAACGAAAAUAGAGUAUGGAGAAAAUUUAAUUUUUUUAUUUGACUGUUUUUCCUUUUGUGUAUUUACACCUUUUUUUUCUGUUUUGUUAAUUCACUGAAAAAUCUCUUAAGUAAGCUUUUCCAUUGUACUUGGUAUUUUUAUAAGUUUAUAUUAAAUAUUUUUUUUUAAAAAAUUGUUUUUUCAUG
Uloborus diversus is the source of this 1347-nucleotide messenger RNA. RefSeq names its product very-long-chain 3-oxoacyl-CoA reductase-B-like. The record is from RefSeq and is a predicted model, not a curated record. Gene Ontology annotation, cellular component: endoplasmic reticulum. Bases 163 to 1173 code for a protein of 336 amino acids. Gene Ontology annotation, molecular function: oxidoreductase activity. NCBI's taxonomy places the organism in Eukaryota, Metazoa, Arthropoda, Arachnida, Araneae, Uloboridae. The transcript has 10 exons.